This is a messenger RNA of Aphidius gifuensis, 1330 nucleotides long. RefSeq names its product hydroxylysine kinase. The coding region runs from base 238 to 1296 and encodes 352 amino acids. The record is from RefSeq and is a predicted model, not a curated record. NCBI's taxonomy places the organism in Eukaryota, Metazoa, Arthropoda, Insecta, Hymenoptera, Braconidae. The transcript has 2 exons. Gene Ontology annotation, molecular function: amino acid kinase activity.
AUUUCUUGUUAAUUUCAUGAAAGAUAUCUUGUCGAUGAACUUUGGAAUAAAUGAUUUGACCUUUUAAAAAGUUGCUCGAUUCAACUCCUCACAAUUAUCUCAAUCAGUUGGAUAAAAAUUUAUUUUACUUUUAAAUAAAUUGUUCUCAACAAAGUGCACUAAACUCUGAAAGAAAAUUAACAAAUAAAUAAAUAAAUAAACUUGUGUUUUGGAAUAAUUGAAAAAUACAUUUUUAAAAUGCAAAAUGAAGAAGUGAAAAUUCGUCCUCAACUUGAUGAUGAAUCAGUAGUAAAAUUAGUCAAAAAAUUAUACAAUUUUAGUGUAACAAGUGUCAAAGAAUUAAAUGCUUAUAAUGAUAAAAAUUGUUGGAUUAAAAUUGAAGAUCAUCAUGAUAAUCCACAUGUUGAUAAAAUAUUUAAUGACGGUUAUAUUUUGAAGAUAAUGAAUACAAUUGAUUCAAAAUAUCCAGAUGUUAUUGAUGGACAAAAUAAAAUGAUGAUUUAUCUUCAUGAAAAUUUGAUUCCAUGUUCAGUUCCAGUUCAAAAUAUUGAUGGUGAUUUAUUUUCUCUUGUUCAUAUCAAAGAAAAUGAUACUCAAAAAUAUAUUGUUCGACUGUUGACAUUCAUUCCAGGUGAGACACUUUUUAAUGUUCCAAUAUCAACGAGACAUCUUCAAGAAGUUGGUUUCUUAACAGCAAAAUUAAAUAACAUUCUUCACGGUUUUGAUCAUCCAUCAUUUAAAGAAAGAAAAUUUGAUUGGAUGUUAAUCGCUGCACCAAAAAUAAAAGAAUUUAUAAACGUAAUUAAAAAUGACGCAGAUAAACAUUUAAUAAUUGAAAUAAUAAAUUGUUUUGAAAAUAAAGUUAUGAAAAAUAUUGAUUCAUUUGAAAAAGGUAUAAUUCAUGGUGAUAUAAAUGAACAGAAUUUGUUAGUUGAUGCUGAGACAAAAUUAAAUAUCAUGGGUGUUAUUGAUUUUGGUGAUUCACAUUAUUCAUGUGUAAUAUUUGAUUUAAUUAUUGCAAUUUGUUACAUGAUUAUUCAAACAAAUAAUGUCAAUUCAGGACAAUACGUCGUCCAGGGAUUUGAAAUGAUUAAAAAGCUAAAAUCCAUUGAGAAAAAUAUAUUAAAAAUUGGAGUUUGUAUGAGAAUUUGUCAGAGUCUUGUUUACAGUGCUUAUUAUCAUUCAAUUGAUCCAGAAAAUGAUUAUAUUUUAACAACACAAAUUAAUGGCUGGAAUGUAUUACGAGAACUUUGGAAAUUAUCUGAUGAACAAAUUUUUAAAAUUUGGAGUUUAUAAUUAAUUAAAAUUGCAUAAAUCAAGUUGAAUUUAA